UCAGGUUUGAAUUAAAACAAAAUGGUACGAUUAUCCAGAUGUUCACGAAUGUUGAUUUCAAAUUGUUUCAAUACUGCUCGACGAUAUUACAGCACAUAGCGUGAAAAUGAAUUGAUCGAACUAGUAUUACUUACAAAGGGAUUUAGAGGUUUAUGUCUAGCAAAAGAGCGAUAUGCAGUACAUAUUGGUGUACCAACAUCACAGAUAUUUCAUAAUGUGUUUCAAUUAAUAUCAUUUAAAUUUGGAGAUUUUAAGGAAAUCCCCCAUUUUUCGGCUGAUCUCGAAGUCUACGAACAUCAUAAUCAAUGUGUUGUACUAUUGUCUACCGCGUAUGUACAUCAAAAAACUAAAGAAGUGAAAUUCAUUUAUACAACCGGUACAAUUGGGCAGAAUACAAUUUUAAGUUACGUCCACGGCGUAACCCAAUAUUUAGCUGAAGAUCUAACGCCUUUAAAUAAUCGUAAGAGCAGUUGUGAUAGUCAAUAA
Didymodactylos carnosus is the source of this 486-nucleotide messenger RNA. The record is from the annotation of a GenBank genome assembly. NCBI's taxonomy places the organism in Eukaryota, Metazoa, Rotifera, Eurotatoria, Philodinida, Philodinidae.